Molecule: messenger RNA, 3141 nt
Organism: Apis laboriosa (Himalayan honeybee)
Lineage: Eukaryota; Metazoa; Arthropoda; Insecta; Hymenoptera; Apidae
Gene: KAT2A
Product: histone acetyltransferase KAT2A
Exons: 5
Coding region: 156-2597 (813 amino acids)
Biological process (GO): chromatin remodeling; positive regulation of transcription by RNA polymerase II
Cellular component (GO): histone acetyltransferase complex; nucleus
Molecular function (GO): protein binding; histone H3 acetyltransferase activity
Source: RefSeq, a predicted model, not a curated record
UAUUAUGCUAUAAAUAUAUUACCAAUUUUAUAAAAUUUUUCUUUAAUUAUACAUAUAUAAUAUUAUGUUAAAGUAUUAAUUUCAAAGAUAGUAUUAUACUAUUAAUCUUCUAAAUAUAUUUACAGGGUUAUUCUCGUAGUUUAUUCUUCAAAAAUAUGACAACAGAAGAAGGAAAUCGUAACUCAACAUUACAAUCAUUAGAAGAAAAUGGUGUAACUAGUACAUCACAACAUGCAGGAAAUAGUAGAGAACCAAAUACUGCCAGAUCUCAGGAACAAAGUAGCCGACAAAAUAAUCUGCAAAGAAUACAACAAAGAAAACAACAAAUGUUAAAUUUACCACAAAUGAAAAAAAUAUUAAAAAUUGCAACAUAUAGUGCAUGUAAAGUUGAUGAUUGCAAAUGUAUUGGAUGGAAAAAUUCUCAAAUAAUAACUAAAUCUAAAAAUGAUUCACAACAACCUGUUAUAAAUUUUUUUGAUCCUUGUAAAAGUUGUAAACAUGUUUUAGAAAAUCAUGUUUCACAUUUAACUAAUCAAUCAGAAGAAGAAAUCAAUAAAUUAUUAUGUAUGGUCAUAGAUGCUGAUAAUAUUUUUCUAGGAUUACAAAAAGAAGAAGAUCCUGAUACGAAAAAAGUUUAUUUCUAUUUAUAUAAACUUUUGAGAAAAUGUAUACAAUCUAUGACUAAACCUAUAAUAGAAGGUCCUUUAGGACAACCACCUUUUGAACGACCUAGUAUUGCAAAAGCAGUAAUGAAUUUUGUUGCUUAUAAAUAUGGUCAUUUACCACAAAGAGAUAUGCAAGCUAUGUGUGAUAUGGCAAAGAUGUUUUUACAUUGCUUAAAUCAUUGGAACUUUGAUCCACUUAGUGCUAGAAGAGGCACAAUCAGUGCAGAGGAAGCUCCUGCAUAUAAAAUCAAUCAUACUCGUUGGCUUGUGUUCUGUCAUAUACCAGCAUUUUGUGAUUCAUUACCUCAUUACGAUACAUCUCUAGUUUUUGGACGAACAUUUGUUCAAGCUGUUUUUAAACCUGUUUCUAGACAAUUAUUAGAUAAAUGUCAUAGUGAACGAGAUAAAUUGGCACCAGAGAAAAGAGUAAUAGUAUUAACACAUUUUCCUAAAUUCUUAUCAAUGUUAGAAACAGAAAUUUAUUCUGAUAAUUCACCAAUCUGGGAUCCUGAUUAUAAACAAGUACCUCCUACUUAUUUACAAUCUGCUUUGGAAUCAAAAGCAAAUCAAACAAGAAGAACAGGUGAAUUUGAAAAAGUCACUGUUCCACCAAAUGAUAAAGAUAAUUAUACAACAAUUAAUAUAAGUCCUGGUAUAAAAAAAAUUCAUGAAAAAAGAUCACAUUCUGAAGGUCGUUCAGAUGUAAAAAGAAGAAAAAAUGAAGAAAUUUUUGAAGACUUAUCAGAAGAAACAGUUGCUGAAAUUGUUGCAACCAUUAAUGAUCCUAAUUAUAUGUGUGGACCUGAUGCAGUAUUUCCACCAAAUGUUCCACGAGAUGAAACUGCUAAAAUUGAAGAAAGCAGAAAAAUUAUAGAAUUUCAUGUAGUUGGAAAUAGUUUAACACAACCAGUUUCUAAACAAACAAUGCUUUGGUUAAUUGGACUACAUAAUGUAUUUAGCCAUCAAUUACCUAAAAUGCCAAAAGAAUAUAUAUCUCAAUUAGUUUUUGACCCAAAACAUAAAACAUUAGCCCUAAUAAAAGAUGGUCGACCAAUUGGUGGUAUCUGUUUUCGAAUGUUUCCCACUCAAGGUUUUACAGAAAUAGUAUUUUGUGCUCUUACUAGUGAAGAACAAGUUAAAGGCUAUGGUACACACUUAAUGAACAUGCUUAAAGAUUAUCAUAUAAAAAAUAAUAUAUUACAUUUUCUUACAUUUGCGGAUGAAUUUGCAAUUGGAUAUUUCAAAAAACAAGGAUUUAGUAAAGAUAUAAAAUUACCUCGAUCGAUGUAUCAAGGAUAUAUUAAGGAUUAUGAGGGUGCAACAUUAAUGCAUUGUGAAUUAAAUGCAAAAAUUGUAUAUACUGAAUUCACGGCUGUUAUACGAAAACAAAAAGAAAUUAUUAAAAAGCUAAUUCAUCAAAGACAACAGGAAAUACAAAAAGUGCAUCCUGGUUUAACAUGUUUCAAAGAAGGUGUUAGAGGAAUUCCAGUAGAGUCUAUUCCUGGUAUUCGUGAAACUGGUUGGAAAAAUUAUGCUCAGACAAGAACAAGAGGAGUAGCUAAAGGAACUCAAGGACCAGAACCAAUGGAAGCAUGCUUAGAUAUCACAGAUUCUUUAUAUAAUGCAUUAAAAAAUGUUUUAAAUAGUGUAAAAAAUCACAGUACAGCAUGGCCAUUUUUAAAGCCUGUGGAUAAAAAUGAUGUGCCAGAUUAUUAUGAUCAUAUUAAAUAUCCAAUGGAUCUCAAAACUAUGACUGAACGAUUAAAAGCUAGAUAUUAUGUUACAAGAAGAUUAUUUAUUGCAGAUAUGACACGAAUUUUUACUAAUUGUCGUUUAUAUAACAGUCCCGAUACUGAAUAUUAUCGAUGUGCUAAUGCUUUAGAAAAAUAUUUCCAAACAAGAAUGAAAGAAAUUGGUCUUUGGGAUAAAUAAAAAAUGUAGAUUAAAAAUAAAUAAUCAUAGCUAUAAUUUCAUUUGUAAAUAUAGUAAUUUAAAAUUAGUUAAUUUGACAAAGAAAAAAUUUUUAAAAGAAUAAGAAAAAUAAUAAAAAAUAAAUUUAUUUAUUUAUUUACCUAUACAAUGUCUAUCUUUGAAAUGAGUUAAAAAUAUUUAUAUUUAAUAUUUGCAAUUUAUAAUAAAUUUAAUAUUAUAUUCUUUUAUCAUUUUUACACUCCAAAAGAAACGAUUAAAAAUAGAAUAUACAACUAAUUCAAAUUAGAUACUUAAUUUCACGGCCUAAUUAUGAGGAUUAGUCGAACAGUUAAUUAACGAAUGUAAUACACCGAUUAUAACGAGAUUCUGCAUAGUGAUUAUUCUAUGGAACAGUGAAUCUCUAAAAUGCGUUAAUUCUGGAAGACUUAGUAAACUGAAAUUUCCAUUUUCUAUAAAUAUAAUUAACUAAAAUAAAAUAAAAUUAAAAUAAAAAUAAACAUUUGUAUAUAAAAUAUAUUUUUUUUUAAAUACAAUUAAAAAUUUA